AGACCAUAUGUUUUGUUAAUCGAGUUGAGUUGAAAUAUAAACACAACCGAGCAGAUCUGUCCGUGAUCCAUGAAUUGAGUCUGAAGUAGAAGCUCUUAUUAUUUAAUUUAAUUUUUUUAAAACAAGGAAGUGCUUUAUUUGUUCGAUUUAACGGAAUAAUGAUUUCCGAAGUGGAUCUUGUAAAUAAGGACAGUGCAGUUCGGGUUGCUGUCAGAAUUCGACCUCAAAACUCUAGAGAGCUCAUAGAUAUGUGUCGUAUUUGUACGACAGUUACUGUUGGAGAGCCUCAGAUUUUUCUUGGAUCGGACAAAGCAUUUACUUUUGACUAUGUCUUUGAUACUAAUUCCAAUCAGUGUGAUAUUUACUCGGAAUGCGUUGAAAGAUUGGUGGAUAAUACGCUGCAUGGCUAUAAUGCCACUGUGUUAGCUUACGGACAAACAGGAUCUGGGAAGACGUAUACAAUGGGCACUGGUUUCGAACAUGACUCCGAAUCAUCCGAGUCUGUUUUACUUGGAAUUAUUCCACGGGCUGUCCAACAUAUUUUUAGUGGUAUCGAACAGUUGGAAGCUUCAAGCUCUUCGGAACUCCCAGCAUCUGGUGGAAGUCCACAGUUUAGUCUAGCUGUUCAAUAUAUCGAAUUAUAUAACGAAGAAAUCGUUGAUCUACUAGACCCUUUCAACAAAAAUACCAACUUUAAGAUACAUGAAGACAGCAGCGGGCAAAUAACUAUUUCUGGCGCAUCAAUAAAGCCAAUUAUACAACCUUUAGAUGCCUUAAAGUACCUUCAACAAGGAGCACUAGCUCGCACGACUGCUUCAACAAAAAUGAACGAUCAGUCGUCUCGAUCACAUGCUUUGUUUACAAUUUUCGUUCGCAGACAGCGUUUACUUGCACCAAAUGACAAUGUUUCGGAUAACGACUUGGAAACCCUGACAUCCAAAUUCCAUUUUGUUGACUUAGCUGGUUCCGAAAGGCUCAAAAGAACCCAGGCCACCGGCGAACGGGCUCGCGAAGGUAUAUCCAUUAAUAGCGGGUUACUUGCAUUGGGUAAUUGUAUUUCAGCGCUCGGUGAUAAAUCUAGGAGAGCUAUGCACGUCCCUUACCGAGUCUCUAAGCUUACCCGUCUUCUCCAGGAUUCGUUGGGUGGCAAUAGCCAGACCUUAAUGAUUGCCUGCGUGUCGCCAAGCGAUCGAGAUUUUAUGGAAACAUUGAAUACCCUGAAGUAUGCAAACCGAGCACGGAACAUUAAAAACAAAGUUAAGAUUAACCAAGAUCAGAGUUCUCGGACAAUUUCCCAACUGCGUAGAGAAAUUGCAGCAUUGCAACUGGAGUUAUUAGAAUACAAACAGGGUAAGCUUGUUGUAGAUUGCGAAGGAAAUACCGCCAUCUCCGAUACAUUUAAUGAGAAUAAAUUGCUUAUGUCGGAUAAUAAAAGACUACAGCAACGCCUCAAAACGUUACAAAGCACGAUUACUACUUUGACGGAGAGAAACGUGUAUCUGAACACAAAAUUUGAUUCUAAUAAAUUGAAUAGUAAGGAAUGCUCUGAUGACGAAAUAACGAAAGUAAUUGGCCAAUAUAUGAUGGAAAUCGAACAACUUCAGACCAAACUUAUAGAGUCCGAAGAAUAUCGAAAACAAAUGGAAGCCAAAGUCGCAUUUUUAUCUAGAAACACUAAACCUGUUUAUGACGUUGACCUGGUAGAAAAAGCUAAAAAAGAUUUAGAAAGGGAAAGGGAGCUUCUGAUGUCGCGAUCUUUGCCAGGAACUCAAAAUCAAAACGUCAGCGUUGAAGAACCUGAAGCUGGCAGUAGCGAUUCCGAAGGAGAGGGAGAAGUGGACAAUUUGGAAACCAUCGAAAACGAUAUAGAAAUGAGAACCAAACUUAUUAAGCAACUGGAGUUAACCAAUGAAAGAUGCGUUCUUAUGCAAAGGUACUACGAGGACCAACUUAAUAUUUUGAAAAACAAAAUCGGGAACACUCAAAAAGAACGAGACGAUGUUUUGGCUAAUAUGGCAUCAUCAUUAUCAACAAAGUCAAACGAUAGCUUAGCAGAAGUUAAGUUAGAAUUUGAAGCAAAGAUAAGCAGCAUGAAAAUCCAGGUAAAGAAACUGCAAAACGCCCAAAGAGAACAUAUUCGACAACAGCAAAAAACCAAGUCUAAUGAAAUAAGAAUAAGUAAAAUGCGAGAUGAGCUGAUAGGUUUAAAAAACACAAAAGUUAAAUUAAUGAAUAAAAUCACACAGCAAUCAAACCUCCACAAAGAAGAAGACAGUCGAAAAUCCAAGGAAAUUGCUCAGCUACUGAAAGAACAGCGCCGUCAGAAAAAUGCUGUAAUAUCUUUGGAAGCCAAAAUAAAUGCGAAAGAACAAAUUUUGAAAAGAAAAACAGAGGAAGUUAUUGCCCUUCGCAAAAGUCAAAGAGGAAAGUCCGGACAACGAGCACCUCCUCAUUUAACUUCAAAAAUUACCACAUUAGAUGGUUUCACAUCCCGAUCUGCACGACAUCGUUGGGAAAAUUUGUACCGCACAAUAUUACACGCAGCCAGAAACAGGCAACUUAUCACGCAAUUGGAAAAGGAGUUGGAACGGUUAAUAUUGGAGCGUGAAGAUCUCUCCCGUGAACUGAUUAUAGCGCAAAAUAAUUCAGGUGCCGAAAAGCGGACGGAAGACUUCAAUGAAGUGGACAAUCUAAAAACAAACAUAAGUUAUAUUCAGGAAAAUAUAGAGCAUGUGCAGCAGGCUAUAAUGGAAUUUGAAGACACAAAAGACACUGUACAGAGUGAUGUUAAUAAGAUUCAGAGUGUUUUGGACGAAGUUGCAACUGUGGCGGAAGCCAAAUUCAUUCUACAGAAGUUUACCGACAGUUCCAUUGUGAUGUCUUGCAAUUUGGCCAUCGCCGAAUCCCAUUUACAAGAGAACGAGUCGCUAUUAAAAGAAGCUAAGCAAGAAAGUAGCAUCCAACAGCAAAUAUUACAACAUUUCCUAUCGCAAAACAGCAAUGUACAUAUAGCCGACAUAUUUGAUUCAUUGAAUCUCAAAAGCAGUAACCUUAUAAGGAGUGUAUGUCGCGGUUCUCAAAAGUCGUUGCUAAGCAAUGCCACCUAUGACAUCCCACAAGACGAUACGUUUUCAGAAUCUACUCAUGUGGAAAUGCGGAUGGCUAAGAGUAGGAGUCCUUCACCAUUUGGAAAUGCAGACCCUUUUGAUAAGAGCCCCAAAGUGCGGAGACGGACUGCCAAACGACAAGAUCUUCUUUUUGGGGAUACUGAAAUUCCAGAACAGACUAUAAAUAAAAUGACGUGAUUUAAAGAUGAGGUCAUAUAAAAAAGCCACGAUUGGAAUUAUAAUAUAGAUUUAUAACCUCCGGCGAACAAAUAUUUAAAAGACAGGGUCUUUUUAGAAGGUAACAAUAUAUUUAUUUUGUCU
Drosophila eugracilis is the source of this 3428-nucleotide messenger RNA. It is a transcript of the gene Klp31E, whose product is annotated as kinesin-like protein KIF21A. Lineage: Eukaryota; Metazoa; Arthropoda; Insecta; Diptera; Drosophilidae. The record is from RefSeq and is a predicted model, not a curated record. Gene Ontology annotation, biological process: microtubule-based movement; mitotic spindle organization. Gene Ontology annotation, molecular function: microtubule motor activity; microtubule binding; ATP binding.